Polistes canadensis is the source of this 1426-nucleotide messenger RNA. RefSeq lists its product as uncharacterized. The coding region runs from base 423 to 1217 and encodes 264 amino acids. The transcript is spliced from 8 exons. NCBI's taxonomy places the organism in Eukaryota, Metazoa, Arthropoda, Insecta, Hymenoptera, Vespidae. Gene Ontology annotation, cellular component: mitochondrion. The record is from RefSeq and is a predicted model, not a curated record.
ACUUUUUAAUAGCAAGUAGUUUACACAAAGUGAAUGUGUAAUUAAAUUCUAUAUACAUUUAGAAAAAAACAACAAUUAUAAAUCUAAUAUAGAUUUUGUUUUCAUUUCGUGUCACACACAACAUUAUCGACAAAUGUCGUGAUUUAAUCUCGUAACUCAUCUUUUUUCUACAAUUAUCGCUAAAGUCGUACAUGCUUCAGGUGAAAGGUAGCGAACAUCAUUAACAGUAUCACACCGGUUGACAAGAUAAAACUAUUUAUUUUACUAUCGAUUAUUUCAAUAAAAUAAAGUGAAAGAAAAGGAACGAAGUCUUGUUCGAUGACAGCAUUUCUAAUUACGAUAAGUCGUUAAUAUCUUGAAAGAUAAUCGCAAUAUCGUUGUACGUUUAUUUUUUCGUGUUUCCGUUAUACUAUUUAUAGAAGAUGAGUGUGUCAAUUAAUUUAUUAGGAAGAGAAAUAUAUUUAUUUCACCGAGGGAUGAACAGUUUUGGAGUGAAAUUCAGAAGAUUUCAUAAAAGUCCCUUGGCAUAUUAUACUUUGAGAAGAGAUGUAUUUUCGAACAACAACACUCCACCAAAUGUUUUAACUAAAGAUCAAGCUAACAUAUUAGCAGGAAAAUUAUCUCCAGAGGAACGAAUCACUCUCAUGACUGCUCUGAGCAAAUAUCAAUCACUGGACGAGAAAGCUUCGUAUGAAGCUCAAUUAGCAGGUAUUCGUUGGAGAAGUAAACUAGGAAGGCCUACUAAAUUGCCUAAUCUUGGUGAGGUUGAUCCUACUGGUACUUAUUGUCCUCUCCCCGAGGAUUGGCUUCUUCAAAAGUCUGCUGAAAGUGAUGCAAGACUAAGUAAUAAAGUCCUUUUAAAAGUUGCAUUUAUAAAUAGUAUUCCAUUCAUUGCCUUCGGUUUUCUCGACAAUGCCAUCAUGAUAGUUGCUGGUGACUACAUCGAAAUGGUUUUGAGCAACAAAUUUCCUAUCUCAACUAUGGCAGCUGCAGCUUUAGGAAAUACGGUAUCCGAUAUCAUAGGAAUCGGAUCUACAAAUUGGGUAGAAACUUUAGUAGAAAAGGUAGGAAUUAAAAGACCACAUUUAACCAACACACAAUCAAAGCUGCGAAGGACAAGGAUGGCUGUAAAUUUAGGUAGAGUGGUUGGAAUUACUAUAGGAUGUCUACUCGGAAUGGUAACAAUACCAGCUGUAAACUUUUUCUGUAGUAGGUAAACAAUUUUAUUGCGCUACUGCAUUUUAAAUCACAUGGAAAAAUAUUUAUAAAACUAUUGGCACAGUUUUAUUCAAUGGAAAAUCAUUUUAUGAAUCUUAAUAGAGAUACAUGUUUAAGCGAUAUUUAUAAAUGUCACGAAAUCGUCCCAUUUCGUAUUUCAAUAUAUCCUUUCUAAUAUUUAGUAUGAAUUAUAUAUAUAUAUAGAUAU